CAUAAGGCCGCCGCUGAGAUGACAGUGCGCAAAAGAUGGGGCUUCUUCUGUUUAACAACGCUCCUACUUGCACCAUCUCCACUCAAUUUUUUCCAACAAAAUCCACUCAUGUUACCGCCAAUUCUUUCCCUUCCUUUUCUCACUUUCACGUUAGCUUCCCUUCAUCAGGGCAAAAAGUAGGUUUGAGAAGAAGGGCCAGAGUCCGUACUUAUGGGAUCAAGUGUUCGGCAAAAGUAGAUUAUGUAAAAGUUUUGGUUUUCACCCAGGGUUCUGCAGUUGUGAAUGAAAAAAGCGUUUCAGUCAUUCUUUUAGCUGGAGGCAAAGGCAAAAGAAUGGGUGCAAGCAUGCCAAAGCAGUACCUACCACUUUUAGGACAACCAAUUGCUUUGUAUAGUUUAUAUACUUUCUCACGAAUGAUUGAAGUGAAAGAAAUUGUUGUGGUCUGUGAUCCAUCGUACAAGGACAUCUUCGAAGAAGCCAAAGACAAAAUUAAUGUAGACCUUAAGUUCACGCUCCCUGGGAAGGAGAGACAGGAUUCUGUUUACAGUGGGCUUCAGGCAGUUGAUUUGAACUCUGAGCUUGUUUGCAUUCAUGAUUCUGCAAGACCCUUGGUGAGAUCUGGAGAUGUAGAAAAGGUUCUUAAAGAUGGUUGGCUGAUUGGAGCAGCAGUACUUGGGGUUCCUGUCAAAGCCACAAUUAAAGAGGCAAAUAGUGAUUCUUAUGUAGUGAAAACACUCGACAGAAAAACACUAUGGGAAAUGCAGACUCCACAGGUUAUUAAGCCAGAGUUGCUGAGAAAAGGUUUCGAGCUUGUGCAUAGAGGUGGUCUUGAAGUGACGGAUGAUGUGUCAAUUGUGGAGCACCUUAAGCAUCCUGUAUAUGUAACUGAAGGAUGUUAUACCAACAUCAAGGUCACGACACCUGAUGACUUGUUACUUGCGGAGAGAAUUCUGAAUAUGAGCUCUGCCGAGCCUCCUAAAUAACACCUUUGAACAUUUUCUUAGGUCUCAAUUGCUCUGCUACAACCGAAUUUGGGUGCAUGUCAACAUUGGUUGCUAUAAAUAAGAAGAUAAUAUUUUAUGUGGCGAGGAUAAAACUGUAUGUUAUACUGAGGCCUAGGAUAUUGAGCUGUAGAUGAAGUCAUACCAUAAUUUCUUUGGCUACAAUGUUUCUUGUCUCUUGUAAUCUACAUUUUAAGUCAUGUAUUUUUGCAUAUCAACUUUCAGUGGUAAGUUGUAAACUUUAAUAAUAUCAAGUUAUGUACUGAAUUUUUAUUUUUAA
This is a messenger RNA of Gossypium raimondii (Peruvian cotton), 1281 nucleotides long. RefSeq names its product 2-C-methyl-D-erythritol 4-phosphate cytidylyltransferase, chloroplastic. Bases 36 to 983 code for a protein of 315 amino acids. NCBI's taxonomy places the organism in Eukaryota, Viridiplantae, Streptophyta, Magnoliopsida, Malvales, Malvaceae. Gene Ontology annotation, biological process: isoprenoid biosynthetic process. The record is from RefSeq and is a predicted model, not a curated record. The transcript has 13 exons. Gene Ontology annotation, molecular function: 2-C-methyl-D-erythritol 4-phosphate cytidylyltransferase activity.